GAUCCAAUCAAUAUAUGGACAGGACUGUCACAUCCCGGUUCAGCACGUCGACCACUUCAUACUAUCACUCAACGUCUUCUCUCGAUUUGCCUGAAUUCCGCCUCUUGCAAACACCUAUUUAGCAUGUUUGGCAUGAUUCUCACGAAAUGGCGCAAUCGGCUCUCAACUGAGACACUCACCCUUCUGGCAGAACUCAAGAUGUAUGUUCAUGAGGAGCAUGUAUGCAAUGACGUGGUCAAGAAGCGGCUUCAGCGC
Messenger RNA from Suillus paluster, 255 nucleotides. RefSeq lists its product as uncharacterized. Lineage: Eukaryota; Fungi; Basidiomycota; Agaricomycetes; Boletales; Suillaceae. The annotation marks the transcript as partial. The transcript has a single exon. The record is from RefSeq and is a predicted model, not a curated record.